AUGCCGGUUGACAUUUUAGAGUGUUGUUUGGAAUUUUUGGCGUCACAAAUUGAGCCAGUUAGAUACGAUUGCAUAUUAUCUACAGUUGUGUCGGAGUAUAAUUUGCCCGACCUUGAAAAAGCUGAAAAGGUGAAACUGUGGAAACAGCUCUCCGCAGAUCCUGAUUUGUUACUAUUUCACCCGGAAGAUGAGAAUCCUACGGCUGCAGAAUCGCAAAACGAACCUGCGGAGCCGAACCCGGACUCCAACUCUAGCCCUAGAACUGACAAGGAACCAACUGAAGAUCCGUCAUCGUCCGCUGAAAAUGACGAAGAGAAGGAACCUGAGCCGGAAUUGUCCGAAGAUGAAUACUUGGAAAAGGCGUACAAGACACGUCUGUUGUGUUCUAAUUCAUUGCGAUUGAAAAAAUUUAAUCUGACGAUUUACGACAGUGUGGUCAAGAGCAAGGAUCGGUUCCGUAUUCUCGUCGCAGUAGCUUCUCGCAGAUAUGAAGGAUACUGGCAGCAUGAUCUAGUAAGGGAUUUGGGCAUUUCGCCCCGUGAUAUUUUCAGUCACAUGUUGAACAUGACAAAGCUGUCACUAAUGUGCCGAGUUUCAGUACCACAAGAUUGUGUAUCUAAACAGCUGUUAAAAGACAAAAUUAAUGAGAUGCGAAUGCAACGCAGGAGCGGUGGCCCUAAAACCGGUGGGGAAGGGCUCCCAAGGAAUUCCGGCCACAUGGCUACUCUCUGGUUCUUCUCGAGAUAUUUUAUUCUAGAACGAUUACCGAAAUGGAUACAAGAGGUGUGUUUCAAUCGUCCAACAGAAGCGACGAGGGAACGUAUGAUGCGUAUUUUGGAAGAGAGCUCGAACCGCAUAAUACUGGAAUCUGAUUGGAAAAGUGCCUACUGUUCGAUAUUGCUAGAAAAUGCUCCAGGUGCUCACCUCAAUGUAGAUAGCCGUGCAAUGGCUACAAGCUUCGCCGCGUUCCGUCGUAGGCUUGAAAACAAGCAUAAGGUCAGCCGUGUAUUCGCAUGGUGUCCACAGACUAACCGCUAUGAGCGCUGUAUAAUACCAUAUUCAGGAGCCGCCGAGUUAUUAAAUCGUCCCGAAAACCCUUCAAAAAAUAUAAGCACGGUGCGUGUUGUAGAUCUGGAUUCACGUGGUCUUGCUGAUCUCUCUUCUACAGCUGGUGAUGAUGCUUCAUGCAAAACACCACGUGUGGUAUAUCAAUGCCCCUAUCAGAUGCGUGGACAUACGCUUCAAGAAUGUGUAUACUACCUUGUACGGUGUCAUCCAGGUGGAAUUGCUAUAAAUGACCUGAACAAUUACCUCCAUAUACCGUACAAGCUCUUAUCAAAGAUUAUGUCUGGGUUCGACUCUAGUCAUACAUUUUCUAAGCAGCCACAUCGUGAUGGAAAACUUCGUAUGCAUCUAUACUCCAUUCCAGCUGCCAGUGAAGAUUCACCGGUUCCCGUACCCACCACCGACGGGGCAAAUGCCACGGAUCCAACUGCUGCAGUACAGCCUUUGAGUUCCAGUAUCGGAGGCGUUACUGCAAGUUUAUAUUCGACAGAUAGCCAAUCGUCAUCAAUUAAGGAUCGUGCUCCGGGAGUUGGCGGACGGAGCAGUGGACCUUCUCAACCCACUGCUGUGGACGGCACCAAUGAUGCCGAGUACCUUCCAACACCAAGGGGCUCUUUAUCGGCUACUUCCCACUCUCCAGAUGAGUCUCUCAGUUUGCCUUAUAGCGAGUGGAUCAAGAAACAGCAGGCCAUUUAUUACAAGCCCAGCAUUUACGAGGAACGCUUCAAGUUGUUAUUUGGUUUUGACUUUUGUCUACCCAACGCGCUAAAUACACCGAUAUUCCGUAUGCGCAUGUUGCUGCUGAUUGAAUACAUUGAGAAUUUUCGAGCUGCGUCAUGCAAUACGAUUGCUGUUAUGUACGGCGAUAUGAACGCUAUAUCUGGCAAGAGGGUUGACCGCAAGACGGUCAUUAGGGUGGCUGAUUUUGUUAUGACAUGCCGUGAUAACAUUGGUCUAAUUAGAAGCCAGGAAUUAGAGGGGGUGAAAUUAGCGGUAACGGUGAUAUAUGACCGCCAUAAAAUGAGUGCCUUAGACGCCUACCAUCUGGUAAGCAUUGAGCUGAACCGUAAACGACAGAUAAUGUGCUCUCAUGUGGCCACCUUGAAAACGAGGAUAAACAAGUCGUUCAAGGGCCCUGGUGAUACUUCAGGGCUGAUGGAUGUGGCUUGCUCCCAGGACGAGGGUGAUUUUAUGGGACCUUUGAACAUGGAGUCCGCAACAUUGUUGAAGGGCAUAGCGGUAACCAAAAAGGAAACAUCAGAAACAGCACCUGAUACUCCAUUCCCUUUCAGCCAACGAGUGCUGUCUGAUAAUGGAUAUAUAUUCCCAAUGAUGACACGUGUGAGAUGUUUGCAUUAUUACUUGUUAGAUUUCUGUUCGCGUGACCGUCGUUACUCUGCUCUAGAUAUGCUCAAUAACAUGCCUAUGGAUAUUUAUCUUCAGGUCAUCGGUUGUGGUUAUAGGGUGCGAAGUAUUUGUGAUUUAUUAGAAGGUACUGUCUUGCCAGUUCACCUAGAAGAUCGGGUGUUGAAUGCGUUUUACCAACCCCGCGGUAGAAGGUCCCCGGUAAACCGAAUGCAUCGUAUGUUGAACAUACUGGCUGCAUUAGGCUUGGUAAAGUCCCACCGUACACCAUUAGACCCUGAUGAUGAUGGUGACGAUGCUUCGAUAAAAGAGUGUGUGAUAGAAUGGGAACUAACUACGUCCGUGACUCUGCAUAGUUUUAGUGAUCCUUCGUCAAUCGUUGGUCGUUAUGACUUACCCUCAGGUUCUAAUCGUUUCUGGCAGGCUUUGCAAACAGAAACUGAUGCAUAUCUUUCUAGGGGUCAUGCUAAGAUACCAGAUUUCAUGCCUGUACGAGAGAUAUUUUCAAAGAAAAACUGGAAGCGAUCGGUAUAUGUUGGUAAUUUUCGUAGGGGUCAACUUGAAAGCUGUCUUAGCAGCUGGCUCCAGCUGACAUCUUAUGGAGUGGAUUAUCGCAACAUUCUGAAGUUACUGUACAUGCCAUCCUACUUGGUUGAACUCAUUUCUCAACGGCAUAACGUAUCCUGCGAGCAUCUUUUCAACUACAUCAUCCACCGCGUGAAAUCGAAUAGUAAUACUUCACCCCGUCUUAUCGUGGGUCAUUCAGUGAUAUCAUACGUCAAGGGUCUGACCUGGGAUCGCGAGUUUUUGUGGUUAGCUAAGUAUGUAUUGGCUGAACGUCUAUGCAAUGCGAUAUUCUAUGAUCGUCUUGCUUCUUUGACCAUUACGACCCCGGAUGGUCCUAUUACUUGGGGAGCUCUUCGUACAAAACUGCUGGAUGCCGAUGAGAAGCGUGGUAAUCUCGUAAAACGUCGUAAGGUGGAUGAAGUUGAAGUACCUGCCACUGUAACGAUUUCUGAAAUACCCACACCAUACGGCGGCAUAGGUUCCCGCGUGAUAUCACUUACCGGUGACGAAGACGAGACUGAUGAUAUAUCGCGUGAUGACACACCGUCGAAUGUUGUAAGCCAGGAUACAGUAGUUCCACGUAGUACCUCUACGCGCCAUGAUUCUGCAGCGUCUGUGGGCAUGGGUAAGCGACAACGUUUGAUGUUACGCAUGGGUACAAAACGCCAUUCGUUUCGUAGAGAGCCCGAUUCUACAUCUUUGUCGCAAGCAUCGAAUGACGAUUCAGAUUCCUCGCAGUCUUUUGGUCAUAUAUGGAGUGUCCUUUCAUUAUUGUUCGACAGACAUUUCAGCCCUACGGCGUGUCAUUAUAUCUUCGACCACAUCUUGAACAAGUCAACCUUAAGUAUUCGGCAUAUACGUCGGUUACGUCAGAUGACAUCUGUGGAUAUAAUGCACAGUGCGAUGAAAUGCCACAUUCCAACUUAUCGCGUGUUGACAAACAAACACAUUGCAUUUGACCACAUGGAGUAUUGUAUGAAGAGUAUGUUAUUUACUCCGCUGGUUUGCAUGCGUCCUUGGUUUUUGGAUACAAUGUCUGAGUUCCUUCGAGGUCGUUUUGUCUUGCGUCAAUGGUCUGACAACGGUUGGGUGGUACGUACGAAGCAGACAUCUAACAUGUACACCUUGUUUAGGCUGAGUACCUAUGCAAAGGUGAAGUUGUUUGGAAAGUUCAGCGACUUGGAGUUUACGGCCAAUGUGUUGUUGUCCCACCUACGUAUAUCUGAUGGUGCGUUGGACUCUGUUUUAGAAAUAUCCGAUGACCCUCCUUCUUACGACGUAGAAGUGACGACGAAUAAUUCAUUGGAUGUAGAUGGCACCAGUAGGAAACGUGGUCUUCCGUCUGAUUUUUUAGCAACAAUGGACACUUCCGACAGUUUAGGUGCUUCUCUAUGCGUAGCCCCUGCGUCAUUUAUACGCACUUCUGAGGAACUGACUAUGCAUGAUGUAUAUGCCUUGAUGAACCAUUUUGUGAGUGGCCGUGUGUCUUUCAAACCAGUUUGGACGCAUGAAGAGCAGAUUUCAUUACGCCAUGUCAAGCGUGCUAAAACAUCACACGACCGUCUGAACGACGGUGGGAUAUCACGUCAUAUUGGUGAGUUGACACCGAACACGCCUUCGGUAUCUUAUGUAACUGUUGGUUUAUCUAUUCCCGAUGGAUUUUUGCCCAUGUCUCGUCCCUCUAGUGGAUCAAGCGAUAUAAAUAAUUGGUCGACUGACCAGAUAGUAACACGUGAACUUGUUUGUGGAAGUCGUUUUUCUGAUGCUUUGAACCCUGUCGGUUGCCCAUCAUCGUGCCUGGCCAAUAAGGUGGAUACGAACUACCCAUUAUCUAACGUGGAGUAUAUAUCUGACCGUGAACAUGGAUGGUGGUCUAAUCGUCAGUACGUUUCGGUGCCUGUUGAAUCAAGGCAUUUCAGCGUGUCGAACUUAUCGAAUAGCUCUGAAUCCAGUUCCGAAACUACUGCGGAUACUGACUUCAUUGCUGCAAUGGGUUUGCCGCCCUUGUCCUGCGUUCCAGACAGUGCCCAUCUUAGUUCCUUAGAAUCCACAUCUGGACGUGAAUAUUUGCGUAGAGUGUUUGUUCGUGCUAUAAGUUCGCUAUUUGGAGCGCUAUUGCCUGAAUUGGAAUCACGUCUAGAUGAGUUCGAGGACCUUUUAUACGAGUUGGUUUGUCUGGUUAGGUCUUCUGGCAGUGGCGGAAUAAAGGAGUCUUUUUUAUAUUCGAAGUUCUGUCAUAUAUAUAGUUCUGAAUCCAUGACGGUUUCUUUACCAUCGCCGUUCAUGUAUAUUGCGAUUUCUAAGGCUGUUUUCGAGGUAUUAAUAGUGAGUGCUGAUGUUUUGCGUUUGGUAAGUCGCAUAUCUUGCAAAGAGGACUUUUUAUGUGUUUAUUGGGAGAUAAGCGGCGUGAUUCAUGUUACACCAGAGCCCGUUAUCGGAGUUCGUUUGCAAAGUAAAUUCGCUAAAAGUUUGGCUGCCGGUACUAUUUCUACAGGAGUUCCAGAGUACAUUCCUGAGUUAUUUUGGUUCCUUUACGAGUAUCACAUGGAUCCAUCAUUGGCUAAUGAACCUUUAGAAGCUACUUUAGGUCGUUUAGCAUCUUUGUUUGAAGAGGAAGACGAUCGUAACCGUUUCAAGUUACACCGUCUGAAGUCUCCCCUUUGUGCGUUUGUGUCGCUUGAUGGUCACCUAAACCGUUGUGUAUUAGCAUUUCUUAUGUUGAGGAUAGCUUGGUUACUGAAGAGCGUCCCCGGACAGACUGUUGAAGAGGUGUGGGAGAAGCUUGUUCUUUUUGACCUCUGUGAGGUCCGAUUGGUGCUACGUGGUAUGGUAAAUUUGGGCAUCUGCCGGCAUACAUUACUCGCAACAUCUUUGCGUUGCGAUUCGGAUUGCAGUGGUCUUCUUGGAGAUUCGUCACCGCUAACGUAUUUCAUCGGUUCUUCUUCCAUAUUUACCCCGUUGAAUUUGAUCGGUAUAUUUCAGAUAAUGGCUCCGACUACGGCGUUAGCGCUGGGCGAUAAGUACAACAAGCCGGAAGGUGACUGGAUUGUAAUAGCUUCGGAAUCCGUAAUCCGGGCAUUUGUAUUACGUCAACAUCUCAACAUAAACAAUGUUUUGAUGAUACGUUCUGGUUUUCCUGAGGAUUUGGAUAAAUCCCAAUUCUCUGAGGUUGGAGAUUAUGUGAGAUCAACUGCCGACGGUAAGGCUCGAAUAGUCGCUGAGCGCAUAUUUCGUGCCACUACAUUUGAGGAGAAGCGUGACGUGCUAGAUGCUCUUUCCAACCCUUUUGGGACCAUUCCCGAAGAUUUCGAUAUUCGAAAAAUCCAACUGGUCAUCGGUGCUGAUACUGUUUGCCACUGUGGCGGCAAUAUUUUCGAGAAACCUGCUAACGAGACUGAGGCGCUUUACCAGUUGAAAUCAUAUCAGAAAUAUGACCCUGAGUGCGUUACUGGUGUUUCUGCGUAUUCUAGGGAAACCGGUUGUGAGAAGCCUGUUUUUUCGUUUUAUGAUCGUACCACUUUAAGGUUCCAGAAAUUGACUGACGAGGACCUUGAAGCAUAUGUUGCUAUUGGUGAAUAUGUUGGUACUGCCGGUUCUUGCAGGGUGACGGGUUAUGCGGAGUCUAUGGUUGAGAGGAUCGAAGGCUGCUACACCACCAUCAUUGGGAUGCCUGCACAGAAGCUAUCGUGGCACAUAUGCCAGAUGGUUACCGGUGGAUCAUUUUGA
This is a messenger RNA of Babesia sp. Xinjiang, 6723 nucleotides long. RefSeq names its product putative maf-like protein. The coding region runs from base 1 to 6723 and encodes 2240 amino acids. The transcript has 5 exons. Gene Ontology annotation, molecular function: nucleoside triphosphate diphosphatase activity. Lineage: Eukaryota; Apicomplexa; Aconoidasida; Piroplasmida; Babesiidae. The record is from RefSeq and is a predicted model, not a curated record.